CAUUUCCAUUCGCGACCCCAGCGACAAGACAAGAAAAAGUAGAGAAAAAACCAACACCCCGACGAAACAAAAGAGCGAACGAAGCUUCGACCUCCUCUUCUUCUUCUUCAUCAUCUCCUCCCCCAAACCCUAGAGAGAGAAAGGGAGAGAGAGAGAGAGAGACGAAUCGAGAGAGAGGAGGAGGAGGAGGAGGAAGAGGACGACGACGACGAUGGCGCCGGCGCAGGCGAGCGCGGCGAAGCAGGCGGAGCUGCUGAAGCAGGACGGGAACACGUUCUACAAGAAGGAGCGGAUCGGAGCCGCCAUUGACGCCUACACCGGGGCAAUCACAUUGUGCCCAAAUGUGGCGGUAUAUUGGACUAAUCGAGCACUAUGCUAUAAAAAGCGGAAUGAAUGGAGAAAAGUUGAGGAUGACUGCAGAAAGGCUCUUCAGCUCGACAGUCAUUCGGUUAAGGCACACUAUAUGUUGGGUCUUGCACUUCUUGACAGGGAAGAAUAUGCAGAGGGAAUCAAAGAAUUGGAGAAGUCUUUGGAACUCGGGAGGGGCCCACACUCUAUGAGCUACAUGGUUGAGGAAAUAUGGCAGGCGCUCGCCAAGGCAAAGUACACGGAAUGGGAGAGGUCAUCAAAGGAGAUAGCAUCUCAACUUCGGAAAUUGGAGGAAGCAUGUGAAAAUGCUCUUAAGAUUUAUCGUGACCUUGAUGGUUCAACUGAAGAUGAAUAUGAGGAGCAGUUGAUUCAGCUGAGGGAGGUGUUCAGAAAAGCCACAGUAGCUGAUGUUCCAACAGAAGUACCUGACCAUCUGUGCUGUAAAAUAACCCUAGAUAUCUUUCGGGACCCCGUAAUUACACCAUCUGGAGUUACGUACGAAAGGGCCAUGCUUCUUCAACAUCUCCAAAAGGUGGGCAAGUUUGACCCGGUCACGCGGGAGCCGCUCGAGCCAGAGCAACUCGUGCCAAACCUUGCCAUUAAAGAAGCUGUCCAAGCAUUCCUCGAUGACCAUGGCUGGGCUUACAAGAUGAGGCCAUAGCUUUAGCUUUCAAUGUUCAUAUGCAUCAACCAGGAGAUUACUUUUUGAUGCGAAGCAUGAUCAUCGAAUCGAAGGAAUAUAACUUCCACAUCAUUUUAGUUCAUCCUUGGAUACUCAACUCUCCAUUUGUAUUCAGCCAAAUGGUUUUAACAAAUGGUGGUGGUGUACAUAUGGAUUGUUGUUUGGUCUUGUGUGUAGUGUCUUUUGUAGGAUUUUGUGUACAUACUAGUGAUACUCUGUAGUUGUCCCUUUUUUUUUUUUUAAUUUGCUGCUGUACUUGGACUGAUUAGUCAAAUAAACCUUGAUUAUUAAGUAUGGGUUUGAAAUAAA
Ananas comosus (pineapple) is the source of this 1360-nucleotide messenger RNA. Its product is annotated as E3 ubiquitin-protein ligase CHIP. Gene Ontology annotation, cellular component: cytoplasm. Gene Ontology annotation, molecular function: ubiquitin protein ligase activity; protein-folding chaperone binding. The coding region runs from base 212 to 1030 and encodes 272 amino acids. Gene Ontology annotation, biological process: proteasome-mediated ubiquitin-dependent protein catabolic process; positive regulation of proteolysis; protein polyubiquitination. The transcript has 8 exons. The record is from RefSeq and is a predicted model, not a curated record. Lineage: Eukaryota; Viridiplantae; Streptophyta; Magnoliopsida; Poales; Bromeliaceae.